This is a messenger RNA of Hyaloscypha bicolor E, 2930 nucleotides long. RefSeq lists its product as uncharacterized. Bases 149 to 2467 code for a protein of 772 amino acids. Lineage: Eukaryota; Fungi; Ascomycota; Leotiomycetes; Helotiales; Hyaloscyphaceae. The transcript has a single exon. The record is from RefSeq and is a predicted model, not a curated record.
CGGUAAGGAAACCAUUUCCUCUCAACUUCGCGUCCGAAAGAUUUUCAUCUCUUUUAUAUCUUUCCAAUAUACUUGAACGCAUACAUCACCCAAUUUCUCUCGUAAGAAAUCUCAAUCGACUUCAUACACGAAGCAGAAUUACCCCACCAUGGCAGAAAACGACCUCUACGAGAGAAUCGUCAACGACGAACGACCCAUAGCAGCCCGCAGGAAACCACGUAGCAGCAUUGGACCAAACAUUAAAGCACGGUCGAAUCCACAGCCUGAAGUCUCACGACCACACGGAAUUUCGACACCACCAACAACACCGAAACGAUCGAAGAAACGCGUUCGAUUCUCCGAGCCUGGGCCAGAAAGCAUCGAUACCGAGUCUGCAUCCUCAGGACUCACUCCUUUCAUACAACGAACCUCAAUCUCGACUACUCCCACCUCGAAACGUAGACACUCCACAACCGCGACGUUGUGGAAUCGUGCCGACUAUGAUACCUCGCCGAUAUCUCGGCCAUUUCAUUUUGUUGCUCUGCGACAGGUGCUAGAUGAAAGAGUGAAGAGACGGCUCAGAAGGAACAGAUUGAGCGAAGAGAUGAACGAAAUUGAGAGGGAAAAGCGGAUUGAAGCACGGCAAGUCGAAAGACUCCGAAGCGAACUGGCGGCCAAAGACAUCGAGAUCCAGAGCCUGCGAGGCCAACGGGACCUUGAAACUCAAAUUGAAGAAGCGUCCGGCGGCUCUAUUAUCACAAACACCACAUUGAGUGCCAAGGUCCAAGAGCUGGAACAAGAGAUUGUGCAGCUGAAGACAGAGCUGCAGAGAAGAGAGAGUGACACAGAAGAUGAUCCAAACUGGACUGUGGCAGCUCGGGACCCGUUUGAUUUCAACGACGAUGGCGAUAACAUGAUCACGAAUUACGAUGAGGAUUUCACGAUGAACGACGAGGUGAUUACUACCCCAACACGACUCAACACCUCGUUCCCCUCUCCACCAUCAACAAUGCCCAAUACGCCAUGCAAAUCUGUCUCCUCUAUGAAUGCUGGUAUCCCAACCUCACCACCUGUCCCAAACCCCGAGAAUGGAGCUCUCAAAUCACAACUCCAGUCUCUACAAUUGGAAAUAUCGAAACUCACUGCCGCUAUUGCAUUCAACGACGACAACGAAACGCGUCUCGCUCAAAAACUCUCAGACUUCAUACCCACAGAUGGGUCCCACGACCACACCAGCCUCGACUCCGCACUCGACUCCGUGCUCACUCAGCUCGCGCUGUCCCAGUCACACGCUCUCGAACACUCAACCGCAUUCUCAGCCCUCACUAAUGAGAUUACAAAUCUCGGCUUUCCUUCUUCCUCAGGUCCAGAACAAACCUUGGAGACCAUCGCCUCUCAAUUCCGGCAAGCAAGACUGGACCUCGAGUACCUCACACCUGGCGAAAAUCCUGAAGGGUUUGAGAAUGAUAAAUUGCUCGACAUGCUUGUAUCCCGCAUCAAGGUGUUGGUCCAGAAAGUCAAAGAGAGGGAUGACACUAUUGAUCAAUAUCACGAGCAAGAAGUGCUAUUGAGACAGCAGAUUGACACGAGAGUAACUGUCAUGGAGGAUAUGCGUAAAGAGCUUUCACUUGCCAACUCAAUUUGCGCUGAUCUACGCAGCGAGAUCCAGGAAAACGAAACCAGCAAUGAGAGGUUGAAGGAGGCGCUUGAAGGAUAUCGGACCGAAGUCUCUGGACUUGAGAAACUUAUUGAGCGGAUUGAGGGUGAAGGUCGCGAAUCAGCAACGUCGUUGAACCAACUAGUAGCCUCUGUUCAGGAAGAGCAUAAUGCAUUGAAAAUCGAUAACGAAAACAAGGCGCUCCUCCUUGCCGAACUUGAGGAGCGUCUCGCUUCCGCACUUCGCUUCGCUUCCGAACUUGAGGCACAACUUGCCUCUCUCACCACCACUCACUCUUCAUGCACUUCUACAAUCUCCCAACUUCAACUCUCCGCCUCAGAGCGAGAGAAAGCUCACGGCAAUGCACUCGCGCUUCGCGAUGCCCGCGUCUCCGAGCUCCGCGAAGAAGUCGCGCGCGUAAACACCUCACUAAAGAAUGCUCAUGGCGUCAUCUUCAAUCUUCGAAAAGAGAACAAGGAACUCGUUGCUCAGAGCGAAGGCGAGAAAUCUCGUGGAGAGUUCAAGCUGCAGAAUAUGAGGGAUCAUGUUAUCCGCGCGGUGAUGCGAGACGGAAAUGGAGAUCUUGGUGAUGAGAUCUCUGUUUUGGGGCCGCGUCGUGAGGGAAAUGAGGAAAAUGAGGGGAGGACAGGCAGUUCAAUUGAGGGUGGAUCGAUUGAGCCAGUGGGUCUGGGAGUUGUGAGGGAGGCUCCUAUGAUGAUGGAUGCAGGGCUUGCGAGGAGAAGUGGGAACGGGAAGAAGAGACGGAGGUAUGAUAGUGGAAUGGGGUUUUUGGAUGAGGAGGACGAGGGGGCCUUGAGUUCUGAUAUAUGAUAGUGUCUGUCGUUUUAUUGCUGUGCUUUCUUUUGUCGUGUUUGAGUCCAUUGCUGGUGUUGGUGUUUAUUGUUAUUUAUUUCGAUCUCCGGAGUAAUAUGUGAACGCGUUCUAUUAUGCCUCCCUGAGUUGAGUUGUGAUACUCUGCCUCCUUUUCUUCGUAUUGGAAGGAAGAAUUGGGGUGCGAAAUUGGGAGGGGGUGGGGGGUGUACAUCCGCCGAUGUUCUCCCUUCUCUGCACACGAGGAGUUAAUCUCACUAGCCAUUGGAAGAAUCGGAGCAAGAGCACCUUUGCCACAUCACAAUUGUGGAAAUACAAUCAAAAGAUUUGUUGCAUAUCUUAUAUUUGCCAAGACUUUCGAAAAGCCAUCGGAUGUCUACCCCCGCGGGUUUGUUCGUGUUGUAGCACUUUCUCCACGGUUAUAUUACCAUUGGGCGCCCACGUCAGCUUCUGGACAUGCUGC